CAAGAAGACUUACAGUUAAGAGUGCAUUUACUAGCGCUUCUGUACAAGAUCAGAUUAUUCGCUCGUCAUGUCAUAUACUUCAUAUCAGUGCAUUUUGCUUUUCAUCUGGGGUUUACAGCCGACACUGCACGAAAAUCUGAGUGAUCAAUUGGAUGGACGGUUGCAUUAACGUGAGGGAAAAAAAAAUUAGCCUCUGGAUUUCAAUACGAUGCUUUUAAUGGAAGAAUACUGUUACAGAAGAAAUAAUAGGCUGCGGUCAGCAGAUGAACAUCAUUAUGCUGUUGAAGCCAAGAAAAUUAAACAACAUACUUAAUAAGAGAAAAGAACAUCAAUAAAAGCUGGAACUGAACAGACAGUUUUUUUUAAAUAUAUUUACUCUUUUGAAUAUCAAAAUAGAUUAUAUUCAGCUUUUUAUUCUCCAUCACCUAUUUGAUUUCUGCCUUUUUCUUCACAUCUUGUGUGUAAAUACUCACAUCAAGAGGACUAAUCAUGCAGGAAAAUGUGAGCUCCAGAAUGGACACCCCCACUAACAUCUCCCUGGUGGGGUCUGGGGAUGCUGUGUCCGAGUCCCUGGAGUAUAAGACGGUAUCUGUGUUCCUGGUGCUGCUGGUGUGUGGCGUGGGCAUAGUGGGAAAUGUCAUGGUCGUGCUGGUGGUUCUUACCACACGGCACAUGCGUACACCCACCAACUGCUAUCUGGUGAGCUUGGCCGUGGCCGACCUGAUGGUCUUGGUGGCCGCGGGUCUGCCCAAUAUCUCAGAGAGCUUGAUGGCCACCUGGGUGUAUGGGCAUGCUGGGUGCCUGGGCAUCACCUACUUCCAGUACCUUGGCAUUAAUGCGUCCUCCUGUUCAAUUACAGCCUUCACUGUGGAGAGAUACAUCGCUAUUUGUCACCCAAUGAGGGCUCAAACGGUCUGUACGGUAUCCCGAGCCAAACGCAUCAUUGCCGGAGUGUGGGCUUUCACCUGUGUGUACUGUAUGCUCUGGCUGUUCCUGGUGGACAUCCAGGUGAACCCUGACGGCCGUGUUCAGUGCGGCUACCGUGUCUCUCGAGACCUCUACCUGCCCAUAUACCUGAUCGACUUCGCCAUCUUCUACGUGAUCCCGCUGCUCCUGGCCAUCGCUCUAUACGGUCUCAUCGCCCGAAUCCUUUACCUCAAUCCUCUGCCCCACCCACCAGACUCAGGUACCAUUAUCGCCCCCACUCUCAGGAGGAGCUGCAAAGAACCAGCGGACGCCGGAAAAGCAGGUCGCCAGGGACGCCCAAAGAGCGCUCUUUCUUCCCGGAAACAGGUCACUAAAAUGCUCGCAGUGGUGGUUGUGCUCUUCGCCCUGCUGUGGAUGCCAUACAGGACCCUGGUUCUUAUUAACUCCUUCGUGAGCACACCAUACCUGGAUGCCUGGUUCCUGCUCUUCUGCAGAACCUGCAUUUACGCUAACAGUGCGAUCAACCCUGUCGUUUACAACCUGAUGUCCCAGAAGUUUCGCUCGGCCUUCCGUGGGCUGUACCGCUGCCAUAGGGAAGAUGUGCAUCAGCGGACGCUCUCCAUGCUACAGAGCGGAUACAACCUUGGAAGGGACUCCCGACUUUGCAGCAACACCAACGGCACACCUAAGAAAACCAGUUCAGUCACUCCUGAGCAGCAACUAAACAAAGGCAUGGUGAACGACAAGGAAAAUAAAGACAAGCUAAUUAGUGAUGGUGUAAAAAAUGAGAUUGAGCCGAGCAUCAAGAAAAACGCUGUUAAAAACUGCAACGUAGAUGAACUGAAAAGCUCAGCUGACAAAGAGAUGCCUACAGUUGAGAAUGUGGACAUGAGCAAGAUUAAUGAUAAUGGGAAAAUAAUGGAGGAAAGCGAUAAUACCGCUCGGGGUAUUAUCGCUGUCAUGAGCAACACAGAGCAGACACAGCUAGAUGCCGAUGAAUUCAAAUCUACUGUGGGGGAAGCCGAACAGAAUGACACAGAGUUAAAUCACAGCAUUGUAUAGAUCGCUCCACUAUAUAUUGUAUAUAUUUCAUUGAAGUGGCAUGGUUGAUCGGUUGUUUAUUUUAAAGCCAUAUCUUGGGUUUCAAAACUUGUAUUUACAGGCGUCAUCCUCACUCUUCAGUGGAUGACUGGAGCCACUCUCUCCUCAUAAUUUACAAGUGGAACCAUUUGGCUGUCAGCACCAGAAACCCAUGCCUCCUAGUGCUAGAGCUUCAGCUAGGACUGACUGAUUUGUUACAAAACAUAUUAUUUUGAAGAAACAUUUAACAUCUCAUAUUGCUGCUGCUUAAGCAUAUAGACACUGAAACAGCACGGAACUAAUUUUAAAACAGGCAACAUACACUUGCCAACUUUGCAAAUGAUUACAGAGAAAAAAAUGGCAUUAUA
This is a messenger RNA of Carassius auratus (goldfish), 2375 nucleotides long. It is a transcript of the gene trhr2, whose product is annotated as thyrotropin releasing hormone receptor 2. Gene Ontology annotation, biological process: phospholipase C-activating G protein-coupled receptor signaling pathway. The transcript has 4 exons. Lineage: Eukaryota; Metazoa; Chordata; Actinopteri; Cypriniformes; Cyprinidae. The record is from RefSeq and is a predicted model, not a curated record. Gene Ontology annotation, molecular function: thyrotropin-releasing hormone receptor activity. Bases 490 to 1989 code for a protein of 499 amino acids. Gene Ontology annotation, cellular component: membrane.